AAAAGCAAAGCAAGAGCAAGUGACUAAGGGAAGAACCACCCACCAGAAGAAACAAACAGGAAGAAUGAUGGAGAAAACGAUGAAUUCUUCGAACCCUCUCCUCGUUUCUGUUCUCGCGGUGUUCCCGAUCCUGUGUUUCGUCAUUCUGAUCAAACACGUGAAAUCUCGCGGGAAGAAUCUUCCGCCGUCGCCCAGAAAGCUUCCGAUCAUCGGAAACCUUCAUCAGAUCGGAGAUCUCCCCCACAAAACCCUCGAAGCGAUGGCUUCGAAGCUCGGUCCUCUGAUGUUCGUCCACUUCGGAAGCACUCGCUAUCUCGUGGUCUCCUCCGCCGACGCCAUUGACGAGAUCACCAAGAACCACGACACCAGUUUCUCGAACAGGCCGCCGAACACAUCUCUCACUCCCCUCAAAGGGUCUGGUCUGGACAUGGUGUACUCCCCCUACGGAGACCACUGGAAGCAAGUGAGGAAAGUCUCCGCGCUUCAUCUGCUGAGCAAGAACGUCGUCUACGGGUUCCAGAGCGCAAUAAGAGACGAGGAGAUCUCCGACAUGCUGAAAACGAUCCAGAGUUCAGCCCUCAAAAGGUCCGAUCUCGACCUGUCAGACGUGUUCCUCUCCCUCGUGAACAACGUCGUGUACAGAUCUUUCACGGGCCGGAGAUACGAGGAGGUGAAAGGGAUGAGCUUCGGAGAGUGGGAUCUCAAGUUCAAGAAGCUCAUGGGAGCGUUCUGCUUCGGGGAUCUGUACCCGAGCUUCGCCUGGAUGGACAGACUCACGGGUUACACGUCGAACCUGAAGAGAAUCUACGCAGAGUUGGAUGUUUUCAUGGAACAUAUGAUCAGCGAGAGCCGUGGACAGCAAGGCUACCUGGACGGCCUUUUCCAUCUCGAGGAGGAACAAAAACUCGAAUACCUCAAGGACAUCAAAGCAAUCGCACAGGGAAUAUACGUUGCGGCGGUGGAAUCGGUGGCAUUGGAGUUAGACUGGAUAAUGUCCGAACUGAUAAGGCACCCCGAAGCGAUGAGGAAAGUGCAAGAAGAGGUAAGAGGUAUCGUCGGAAACAAGACGAAGAUAACGAGCAACGACGUAGAUCAGAUGCAUUACUUGAAAUGUGUGAUCAAGGAGACAACCAGGCUUCACCCUCCGGGCAUCAUUCCUCGGGAAAUCGCCGAAGACGUGAAGAUAUACGGCUAUGAAAUCCCCGCGAAGACGAAGGUCCUCGUUAAUGCGCACGCUAUCCAGUCCGACCCCAAGAUCUGGGAGAAACCGAAAGAGUUUGUGCCCGAAAGGUUCGAGGGGACAAAGAUAGAUUACAUGGGAAACCACAAGGGGUUCAUUCCGUUCGGGUUUGGACGCAGGAACUGCCCGGGGAUGUCGCUGGGCGUCGCCUUGCUCGAGGACUCGAUGGCCAACCUGUUGUAUUGGUACGACUGGGAGAUGCCUAAAGGGUCAAAGCCUCAAGAUUUGAGCAUGGACGAGACAUUUCAGUUCGUUGUCUCCAGGAAAUACCCUCUUCGUCUUGUUCCAGUUGCUCGGUUCCCGGUUGAUUAGUUCUUUGUUUGGUCAGGUCGGUGAGACUUUUCCAAGUUUUUUUUAUGUAAUCUCUGUCUUCGUCGAGAGCUCCCAUGUAAGAUUGCUUAUGCAAUUUUUUUUUAUAUUAAUGCAUGAAUAAAACUAUAGCAAUA
Molecule: messenger RNA, 1686 nt
Organism: Tarenaya hassleriana
Lineage: Eukaryota; Viridiplantae; Streptophyta; Magnoliopsida; Brassicales; Cleomaceae
Product: cytochrome P450 71A1-like
Exons: 2
Coding region: 65-1552 (495 amino acids)
Molecular function (GO): heme binding; monooxygenase activity; oxidoreductase activity, acting on paired donors, with incorporation or reduction of molecular oxygen
Source: RefSeq, a predicted model, not a curated record